AUGGCGACGGCUCCUUCCUUCUGGGCUGCUGGCGGCAGUAAGAUCAAGUCCGCCGAGUCUCCAAACCCCAAGAUUGCAGAGGCGCCGCCCAAGUCGAAACCGGACCCUCAACAGAAGAAGGGCCUGGUACUGAAGGGUAUGACUAACGGCCAGACCACCAACGGCGCAUCGAACGGUCUUUACCCAAAGGCCGCCACUGGCAAGAAGACCAACUGGGCCGACGAGGACGAUGACGAUAACACAUUCAUCGCCGAGUUCAUGAGCCAAGAUCCCAAGAUCGCCACUCUCGAGACCACUGUUGCUCUCAAAGAGGAGCGUGUCAAGGAGUUGGACGCGCUGGUCGAGACCAAGACGCUUCGCAUCGCGGAGCUGGAAGGCGCAGUCCAAGACAAGGACGCCCACAUUGGCGAUCUCGAGACGGAGAUCCAAAAGAAAGAUGUCGAAAUCGAGAAGCUCAAGAAGGUGAAUGGUGACCAGCUCGCUCACAACCAGGAGCUUCUGCGCGAGGCUGGAGAUAAAGACAGCCAGAUGAAACAUAUGAAGGCCGAGCUUGAAGAGAAGGCUUCGGCCAUCGACGACCAUGAGCAAGCAAAGAAGGCUGCCACCAUCAGCAGCCUCGAGCAAGAGUCGGCCGCACUCGUCCCCGUCCCCACAAACGACGAGGUGACCACCGAGGAUGCACCCAAGGACGGAGUCUCAGAGAGCACAAAGUCCAAUGGUACUGGUGUCGUUACCGCGACGGAGACCAAGACUAAGAAGGCCGCAUCUGUGGCUUCUGAUUCUGAUAGCUUCGAGAUCGUCGAUGCUUCUAUGACUGAGGAGGUCAAAGACGAGAACCCUGCACCCGCGGUCACUAAGCAGUCCGAGGAGACCAAAACGGCUAAGAACACCAGCGGCCCAUCGCUCGUCACAUCCGCAUUCCCCAAUUUCGUGACGAAGGAGACACUGAAGGUUGUCCCUCCGGCCCCGAAGCCCAAGACCCUGACAUUUGGCAUUGAUAUGUCCAAAUACGGGAAGAAGCCAGUCGCGUCGGCUGCUGCGAAGAUUCCACCUGUAUCGUCGCCCGUUGCCGAGCUCACCGGCCAUACCACACCCUGGGGCCACUCGUCUAGACAUGCGCGUGACAAGACCGGUGCUAUGCCUGAACUCAACCCUUCGGCUGACAUCCGUCACAUGUCACACGGACAGCGCGUAGUAUUUGGUAACGGUCCUGAGGUUAUUGUCAAGCUUGGAGAGGCGAAGCUGGCUAGUAUUCCUAAGUACGUUCUGAUGCAGUGCUCGAACAAAGCUUACAAGCACUUCACUGCCAACCCCGAUGCGACCUCUUGGGUCCUUCCCGCUGGUUCCAUGGACGCCGAUGCUGCGACGGCGCAUCUCAAGUGGAUGGACGAGAUGACGUACCAGAGCAGGGUCUACUCUGUCCGACUCCAGACUGAGACGGUGUACGAUAAGAAGAACCUCCACAUCUGCCGCGCUGCCCGCGUCCUAGGUCUCAACAAUACGUACGUGGCCCAGUUUACCAAGCAGUUCUGCGACCGCAUCCGCGCCCAGGAUGUGUCGUUCGAGUUCAUGGACCUUCUUUGCCAGUUGGCGUACCCGGAAAACGACCCGGUCUUCGACUGCAUGGUCCACAACCUUGUCAACCAGAAGAAGGUUGGCAACGCCAAGGGCGCGGCCGAUUUGGAGAAGCUGAUGGCCAAGCAUCAGUCCCUGAAGGAGAAGGUGGAGAAGAUUGAGAAGCGGAUUGGAGGUCGUCCACGCAAGACCUGGAAUUCGCCUGAGGGUAGUGCUCGUGGUGGGAGCAACGACCGCAGCGGCGGCAAGGGUGGAAACCGUGGCAAGUCAGCACCGCGCAAUCCGCCUGUUGCACCAGCGCCUGGCAACAAGCCGGUUACUCUUGCGCCGGGUGACGCAUUGUUCACCACUCUCCACUAG
Molecule: messenger RNA, 1935 nt
Organism: Alternaria novae-zelandiae
Lineage: Eukaryota; Fungi; Ascomycota; Dothideomycetes; Pleosporales; Pleosporaceae
Exons: 1
Coding region: 1-1935 (644 amino acids)
Source: RefSeq, a predicted model, not a curated record